Molecule: messenger RNA, 3180 nt
Organism: Xenopus laevis (African clawed frog)
Lineage: Eukaryota; Metazoa; Chordata; Amphibia; Anura; Pipidae
Gene: galns.L
Product: galactosamine (N-acetyl)-6-sulfatase L homeolog
Cellular component (GO): lysosome
Molecular function (GO): arylsulfatase activity; N-acetylgalactosamine-6-sulfatase activity
Source: RefSeq, marked provisional
GGAAUUGCAUUACAGUUCUACUCAUGACUAGAUCAUAAGAUUCUUGCUGUCAGGUCGCUUUCUUCAACUUCUGAGGUGCAGUCAUGGUGCUGUACAUAAUGUGUUCGCUGGCGCUGGCGUUUCUGAACCCGGUCCUGGUGCUUGGAGGAAUGAACGUGACCCGUCCUAACAUUAUUCUGCUGUUGAUGGACGAUAUGGGUUGGGGAGACCUGGGUGUGUUUGGCGAACCUUCUAGAGAGACUCCGAACCUAGACAAGAUGGCUUCAGAGGGAAUGUUGUUUCCAAAUUUUUACACUGCAAAUCCUCUUUGUUCUCCAUCAAGAGCAGCCUUAUUGACUGGGCGUCUCCCCAUUCGGAAUGGCUUCUAUACGACCAAUAGCCAUGCAAGAAAUGCUUAUACUCCACAGGAGAUAGUGGGUGGGAUUUCAGACUCUGAGAUACUCUUCCCUGAGCUGUUAAAGAAAGCUGGAUAUGUCAAUAAGAUCAUUGGAAAAUGGCAUCUGGGACACAGACCUAGUUACCAUCCUUUGAGGCAUGGAUUUGAUGAAUGGUUUGGAUCUGCCAACUGUCAUUUUGGACCUUAUGACAAUAAGCAAAUACCAAACAUCCCAUUGUACAGAGACUGGAACAUGGUGGGCAGAUACUAUGAAGAAUUUAACAUCAAUCAUAAAACUGGAGAGUCAAAUCUGACCCAGAUCUACUUGCAGGAAGCCCUGGAAUUCAUUUACAGUCAAGCAGUGGCACAGCAGCCAUUCUUUCUCUACUGGUCUAUUGAUGCCACCCACGCACCCGUGUAUGCAUCCCGUCCCUUCCUUGGAACUAGCAACAGAGGCCUGUACGGCGAUGCAGUGCGAGAGAUUGAUUUCAGUAUUGGGAAGAUACUGAACCUGCUAAACCUGACGGGCAUAGCUAAAGAUACAUUUGUAUUCUUUACAUCUGACAAUGGGGCUGCUCUUAUUUCUGCACCAAUGCAAGGUGGCAGUAAUGGUCCGUUCUUAUGUGGAAAGCAGACAACAUUUGAGGGUGGCAUGCGAGUGCCAGGUAUCGCAUGGUGGCCAGGGCAUGUGGCUCCAGGUCAGGUGAGCUAUCAGCUGGGCAGCAUCAUGGAUCUCUUCACCACUAGCCUAUCUCUCGCUGGACUAGAAAUACCAAGGGAUAGAGCUAUUGAUGGCAUUGACCUGUCACCAGUGAUCCUAGAGAGCAAAGAGACUGAAAGACCAAUAUUCUAUUACCGUGGCAACGAGCUGAUGGCAGUCAGACUAGGACAGCACAAGGCUCAUUACUGGACUUGGAGUAAUUCGUGGGAAGAACUGUCCCAGGGAAUUAAUUUUUGUCCAGGACAGAAUAUUACUGGAGUAACAACACAUAUGCAAGUAGAGCACAGUAUUAAUCCUCUCCUGUUUCACCUGGGAAGGGACCCUGGGGAGAAGUACUCUAUAAGUGUACUAAGUACCGAGUAUGAGGAUGCAGUAAACAGGAUUUCCUCUGUGGUCCAACAGCACAGGGAUUCUAUGGUCCCAGGAGAACCACAGCUUAACGUGUGUGACUUGGCGGUUAUGAACUGGUCUCCUCAUGGAUGUGAGAAGCUGGGGAAAUGUCUUACUCCCCCACAGUCCAACCCCUGGAAGUGCGUCUGGCCUCACUAAAGUGAGAACUUGGUGCAGCGAAUAGUGCUUGAUCCGCAAGCUGAGCAAAAGGAUUGGUUGUGUAAGCCAUAAGGCUUAUCUAGAAUAGCAGUUCCUUCUAGGGUGUAAGUUAGACCCAAUGUGGACCCAAUUUCCGUCCCCUUAAUUGACUGUAAGUGCCUUUGUGAGUAUAAGGAUAUUCCAGUGGUCUCAAGAAUACAGUGUUUUAUGCUGGGAUGUGCAGUGACCAAAGCUUCAGCAUUAUUGCUUGCAUAGUGAAAAUUAGUGUUUAAUGGAGAAGGUAAGGUUAAAACUAAGUUAGCUUUAUCAGAAAGGUCUAUUUAAAUACACCAGUAAACCCUCAAAGUAAUGCUGCUCUAAAUCCUCUGUCAAAAUAAACACCAGAUUUCUUUCUUUCUAUUGUGUAUCAGACUUCCCUAUAUUGCAUCUUAAACCUCCAGGGCACGGGCUUGAGCAUGCUCAGUUUGCUUCCCUACUCCCCUCCCUGCUGUAAUCUGAGCCCAGAGCUAUGAGGGAGAGACUCAGUCAGGAAGUGAUGUCACACCAAACUAAUAUGGCAGCUGCUAUCCUAAACAAACAGAGAGAGCUUCUAGAGCUGUUUACUCAGGUAUGGUAAAGCAUUCUACAGAAUAAAUAUAUAGUUCUAUCUUGCACUAUUGUGGUUAAUGUAUUGGCAAUAUCUUCUGUAUCUUUCCUUCGCACUUAAUUCACCCCCCAUAGUCAGCAGCUUUGCUCCCCAACCAGUAGCUGCCUAACUUGUUAACACAGUGAGCUAAUAUUCUUUCCAUUAUUCCUGUUGCACAGUGAUGCUUUAUGGUGUCUUGUGUUUAACUUUUUAACUGUGUACGAAAUAAUUGAACCUACUGUUAUAUAUAAUCUGUAUCACAUACGUCACCCUAUUUUAUGGUCAUUGAAUUCCUCCUUUACUUCCAAUAUCCAAAGGGAGCAGUUUAAUUCCCUGCUUAUAUUUUUUUGAUCUCAUAGAUCGACAAUUGAAAUAGAAAUAAAGAAUAUGAAAAGUCGCUUCAUAAAGGCAUUUAGCAUACCAUCUGCUUAUUUUAUAUGGUUAUGGCUCAAAGUCAUCUAAUACACAGGUGAUUUCUAAAUUCUCUAGCUGCAAGUGUUAGAGUACAAAACCACGCUCCCUAGUUCUCAUUCAGAAAGCCCUUGCAAACCUUCUCUCUGCUGCUUGCCCUAUCCUUGCCAUUGGCCAUAGGGCUGAACCACUUCUUAGUGGAAAGGCCUGUGCCAUGGCUUGCACUUUGUACCCUUCCACAUGGGUGAUAAAUGAGCCCUCUAAUCUGUGUUAGACAAAACCAGAGGAUUCAGUGACCUGUAUAGCUUUGGUGGCUUUUAAUAUAAGGGAAUAUGAUAUAUAUUACAGACCCUUCUGCAUAUAAUUGACAAAAAUCAUGGGAACUGUAAAUUGUAUUUAUUGUCUUUGUCCAUGUCGCGUAUGACACUGUAAACAUCUUCUUUUUUUCUCUUUGUCUUCCUCAACUAGGUUAUGAUUUUAAUAAAAAGAAAAAUGAUA